Messenger RNA from Rotaria sp. Silwood2, 522 nucleotides. NCBI's taxonomy places the organism in Eukaryota, Metazoa, Rotifera, Eurotatoria, Philodinida, Philodinidae. The record is from the annotation of a GenBank genome assembly.
AUGAGAAAUGAUCUUGAUCGAGCUAUGUCUAUUAAUUAUCUUGAAAUAACUUUAGCUAAUCAACAACAAUAUAAAGAUGCACUUCAAUCCUUUCAAAAAUUCUUAUCUAUUCGACAAAAAUUUUCAUCAGAGAAUCAUCCAGAUAUAGGAAUAUCUUAUGCAAAUCGUGGUGGAGUUUAUUCAGAUUUUAAUAUGGUGAUGAUCAGUUUGAUUGAUGAUACAAAUAAAAUGAAGUAUUUUGAUGGACAUCAAGCACCAAUAUUAGGAUUAAAUAUUUAUGAAGAAAAACAAUGGAUUGCAACAUCGUGUUGUAAUGGAUCAGUUCGAAUUUUCAAUAUUGAUAAACAAACAUUAGUAAACCAAUUGAAUAUUAUCAACAAAUUAAAUGAUUCUAAAGUACUUUCUAAUGAUUUUGAACCAGUAGUUGAAGAAGAAGAUGAUGAUAAUGAUGAAAAGCUAAUACCCAAAUGGUUUGAACGUGCAACAUCAAUAAUAAUUGAAACAAAACCUGUUGAAUUUUAA